GUAGCUCCCACUUACAGCGCCGUCGUUUUGAAGUUUGAACUUUCAGAUGAAAGUUAGUUCAAAAUGCAAUGCCCUUUCGAACUGUGAAAUCAGUUUUAAUCAAAGUAUCGGAGCUUCUGAGGUAUGCGCUGCUGAAAUUGUGUACCUCGAGACAAUGUGAAAAUAAUUGAAGCCCCCAUUCCCCUUGAGGGGGCUGGGACCAAACUGAUUGCGAGUUUCCAACUUAUUGGGUGGGUAAACAUUGUAAAAAAAAAAAUGAGCGAAAUCGAAGGACAUGGCUGAAAAACUUUAGUUAAGUUGAGGCAGAAUAACCCUACAUUGAAUGAACAAAACUCAGAGGGAGGGGGGUCUGUACAUUAGGGAGGCUCUCAUCUUAGGCGUAGGAGGUCACCGCACUUCUGGAUCGUCUCUUUGAGUACUAAUUUAAAGUUGAAUUUUUGUCAUGCCAUUUCCAGAACGGACUCUGUUUACGUACGUUGAUAUCUAAUUGAAAGGAAUCUUGUUUGUAAGAUUUUUUAUUGAGCCACUGAUUAGAAUUUCUCAUGGAAUACCAUAGGUUAUUACCGAUUUAAUAUCAACAUCUAUCUACUCGAUGUAUCUAAGGUUGUGAUAGAGAUUAAGACGAAUUUCUCGUAUUACCAUCUCAUGGUACUGAGAAAGAAAUCAUCAGCAGAUAUUUGAAAAUUAAUAAAAAAAAAAUUAUUUGAUCAGGAAACUGAUUUCGAUUAGGAGGAUAGGUACUCACGGUAGGCAGAUAAUGUGGAAUUCAUUCAAUUUUAGUACAACUGGUAUACGGAUACAUUCCAUUUGUUUUUGAGUUGGAUUUUCUUGAUCUGUUUGUCAUGAAAGAAAGCAUAGUUUUCAUCUUCUUGCUGGCUAUACAACCGAACCCCGUAUUACUGCAGGGUUCCGAUGACCUAAAUCCUAAUAUACCCAAACCACCUGAAACAUUUUUUCUGAAUGGCUCGCAUCAUCUUAAUGAGUUUGAAGAGACUUUGCUGUUCCAUAAUCGCCUUUUUGUGGAUAAGACUAUGUUCAUUGAAGAGUUGAUUAGGCGACAGUUCAGUUGCGAAGUAAUCAGUCGUCCUUCCCGUUGGGGUAAAACUUUUAAUAUGGCAAUGGCGGAAGCUUUCUUCGAUAUACCACAUCACCAAAAUGGCUCAGGUGAUCACUACAAACGAGACAUGGUCAAAUCAUUUUUCGAAGGCGGAUCUGUAAUUGUGUUACCAGGUAAUGAAUCUUCCAUAGAAACAAAACCUUUGGAAAUUUCUAAAGUGGAACGUGCAAUGAAGGAAAUGGGACGUCAUCCGACAAUAUCCAUUUCCUUGGUCAGCGAUGGUGACACAUUUAACGACUUUAUCAGGAAAUUUUCUGACCAAAUAAGCGAAAUAAUUUCUACUAAAAAUUAUGCGUCAUUUUUACCAAAGUACUGUAGGCAAACUGGCCUGCCAAUUGAGUGUUAUAAACUUUUAAAUAGUACCAAAGAAAAGCUCGCUGCUAACCUCGAUAUAUUGGAACAUAGCAUAGAAAUAUUAACUGGCCUAUUAUCGAGCCAUUUCAACUCGAGAACUGUGGUAUUGAUUGAUGAAUUUGAUUACGCAUUAAACCGAAUGCUAUGGAACGAAACUGAUUUUAAGCAAACUGCAGAAUUUUUGAAUAGUUUGUUCACUCGGACAUUUGAAGGUGAGACGCGGACCAGCAUAUAUCUUGGUGUGGUAACCGGUGUGCUGCAAUUUUCGAGAUGCGAUCUAUCAGCUUGUAUAGAUAGCAGUGUAAUAAAACCGCAAUAUAUGCCACAUUUUGGUUUCACCGAGGCAAACGUUCAAACACUAAUUGAAAAAAAUCCUAGCUUUCCGCAUAAUCUGACCGAAUUGAAAACCUGGUACGGUGGCUACACGUUUGGGGAGCAUUACGGAUAUAACCCUCGCUCAAUUCGUGGUUACUUCGAAUCUAAUCGAACGGGCAACUAUUGGAUAACGAGCGUUCCAUUGGGACUUGAUUCGAGUCAUCACCAACUAUUUAUGUUGGAUAAAUAUCAAAGAUACGUCCAGCAAUUGUUUGUCAAUAGCUCAGUGCAAGCUGUACUGCGAUCAGAGAUUGAUUACUCUGAUGCUGCAAAGGACGAAUACGCUUUUCUAUCCACUUUAACAGCAAUGGGAUAUACGACGUGUGAACAAAUAUCCGAACGAUAUUAUAAUGUCCGCAUUCCAAAUAAGGAAGUGCGCGAUGAAUUCAAACAUGCAAUACGACUAUGGACGAGAAAACAUUUAAAGGAGUACUUCGAUGCGAUAAUGGCAGUUGUUGAUCAAAUUCUGGAGAAUUUCAAACUGAACAAUUUCACCUCAGUUCAAAGUAAUUUCUAUAAGCUGCUGUCAAUAGUCAAGGAAACAACUCCGGCAAAACUCCAUUGCGAUCUUAUUUUCGGAUUAUUGGUCCAACUCAGUGAUAAUUGGCAUUUGGAACGUAAAUUUGAUGACUUAAUUUUAACCUGCGGAGAAGUACAAUUUAGCUGCUACAUCACAUUAAAAUUGAAGCUCGAUUCAAAUAAUUGCAGUGAUUCCAAUCCAAUAGCAAUGAACAUCGUGAUAAAUGAUAAUUCUACUAUCGAGCAACUUACCACUGAGGCACAAACUGUCGGUACUUCGUCUUCUACUUACGACGAACGUGCUAUUCAGGGACAAACUACGAAUAUUUCUCCUAGCACGAGUAUUAAGAAACCUUUCACUAAGAUACAAAUGACAGACGACAUCAAGAAUAAGAUCAUGGAGUGUUCGAAAAAAAGAGUUGCCCAAUUUGAAGAGAAAAACGGAUGUAAAAAUAAAUACAAAUGGUACACUUGCGUUGUCAGUGGGCUAAAGAUUGUGGGCAUGUUCCCCCAUGAGUAGGUAUUAGUCUGUAAAAUUGGUACCUUUUUAUUUUUUUCAAUCAGGGAAAGACGAAAAAAAUACCAAAAAAAAAAACAAAAAAUGUGACGAAAUAAGGCGUCCAACGAUCCUGAAAGUCCCGUAAAAGUUCUGCUUUUUGCCAAUGAGUCCUACAAGUCCUGCAGUUGUCCUAUUUUUUAAAUCACCUUUCAUAUAAAGUUCUGUUUUUUUUUCAAUUAGUCUUCAAAAUUUCAAUUCAUUUCUCUUUUUUGUGAAAUUUUGAAAAAAUUUUAUUGAAAAGGGCUCAAUUUUUUUGCGGAAUUUUUUAGAACUUGAAUCAAUGGGCAAAAAGCACAAUUGUCCAAAUUGCACUGAAAAGUGGCAAAUUUGAAAUAAAAACGAAAAAAUUUAGCUGUAAGGUUUAAUGUACACGUAACAAAAGAAAUUCAAAGGUGAAACGAAAAUAUAACGGAAUUUUCGUUUUGUUUUUUUAACGUUAUGAAAAGCGCAACGAAAAAAAUUUGUUUUGCCAUCACUGGUUUUGUCUUCCUUAGAUUUUGCCUUCAAUUUAACAUUAUUGUACAUAUUGCUACCUAUUUAUAUUAUAGCCUAAGUAAAUUUUGAAUAAAUUUACAAAAUAUUCA
This is a messenger RNA of Planococcus citri (citrus mealybug), 3508 nucleotides long. RefSeq lists its product as uncharacterized. Bases 843 to 2885 code for a protein of 680 amino acids. The record is from RefSeq and is a predicted model, not a curated record. The transcript has 3 exons. NCBI's taxonomy places the organism in Eukaryota, Metazoa, Arthropoda, Insecta, Hemiptera, Pseudococcidae.